Trypanosoma grayi is the source of this 345-nucleotide messenger RNA. RefSeq names its product U2 small nuclear ribonucleoprotein B. Lineage: Eukaryota; Euglenozoa; Kinetoplastea; Trypanosomatida; Trypanosomatidae. Bases 1 to 345 code for a protein of 114 amino acids. Gene Ontology annotation, molecular function: RNA binding. The record is from RefSeq and is a predicted model, not a curated record. The transcript has a single exon.
AUGGGUGAGCCCAAGCAGACAAUCUACAUACGUGGUCUGCCGGACAAGGUGUCAGCAGAAGAAAUGCGUCGCGCACUGUACUUGUACUGCACGCAGUUUGGCCCUGUGCUGGAGGUGUCGUACCGUAAAAGCGUCGGCAUGUAUGGGCAGGCCUUUGUUGUCUUUGCCGAUGUGGCCACUGCCACGAGUGCCCGCCGCGAACUGAACGAGCGGCAGUUCUACGGUCGAGUGACGCAGGCCUUCUACGCCAAGCGGCAGUCAUUUAGUGCUGACCCCGGUGAGAGACGGCGCAGGGAUAUGCGGCGUGAGCGGGAGUCGGGUGUAAAGCGGCGGCGUGAGAGUUAA